AUGGAACCGAAUCCUGUAAUUAUUGCUGCUACAGCAAAACAAACAGCAUCGCUUAUAUUUUUACAUGGACUCGGCGAUACGGGCCAUGGCUGGGCAAGCACAAUUGCUGCUAUUAGGGGACCCCAUGUUAAGGUGAUAUGCCCUACAGCGUCAACAAUUCCAGUGACACUUAAUGCUGGAUUUCGGAUGCCUUCUUGGUUUGAUUUAAGAACACUAGAUGCAACAGCUCCAGAAGAUGAAGAAGGUAUUGUGAGAGCCACAAAUCUCGUUCAUGGAUUAAUAGCAGAUGAAGUCAAGGGUGGUAUUCCUGCAAAUAGAGUUUUGUUGGGCGGGUUUUCUCAAGGAGGAGCUUUGGCCUUGCACGCAGCUCUUACAUAUCCUGAACCUCUGGCUGGAGUGAUGUCGCUAUCUUGCUGGUUACCAAGACAUGCUCAUUUUCCUGAAGUUGUAAAAGCCCCACGAGAUAUGCCAAUAUUCCAAGCGCAUGGAGAUUGUGAUCCAGUUGUGCCAUUUAAAUGGGGACAAAUGACAGCAUCGUUCUUGAAGACGUUCAUGAAAAACAUUGAAUUCAAUACAUACCAAGGUUUGACACACAGCUCCUCGGAAAAUGAACUAAAAGAUAUGAGAGCGUUUAUAGAGAGAACUUUACCAGCCGUUAAA
Molecule: messenger RNA, 660 nt
Organism: Brenthis ino (lesser marbled fritillary)
Lineage: Eukaryota; Metazoa; Arthropoda; Insecta; Lepidoptera; Nymphalidae
Source: the annotation of a GenBank genome assembly